Molecule: messenger RNA, 2220 nt
Organism: Lindgomyces ingoldianus
Lineage: Eukaryota; Fungi; Ascomycota; Dothideomycetes; Pleosporales; Lindgomycetaceae
Product: mannosyl-oligosaccharide alpha-1,2-mannosidase-like protein
Exons: 1
Coding region: 205-1935 (576 amino acids)
Biological process (GO): N-glycan processing; carbohydrate metabolic process
Cellular component (GO): endoplasmic reticulum; Golgi membrane
Molecular function (GO): calcium ion binding; mannosyl-oligosaccharide 1,2-alpha-mannosidase activity
Source: RefSeq, a predicted model, not a curated record
CCUCUGUCGGCCACGUCUUGAGGGGCCCAUCCUCUUGAAGAAGCUCCGAAAAGCCCGCCCGUGCGAUUUGGGCCCCAGAACAAGGCAAUGUUGACUUAGCCCCAGCUCCCACCUCGUCACAUCCCCACCCCCACCACACCCGCACCCGCCCGCGAUCCUCGACUCCCAUGGUGUCUAUUCCUGCAACCCCCCACAUUGCCCACGAUGCCUGGUUUCCGUCGUUGGGGAAAGUCCAAGUUCCAGAAGAACCCAGAUUCGUCGUUCAAACUCCUCGCCGCUGUCCUUGUCAUAACCCUGUACCUUAUUAUAAAAGAGUUCUCGCACCCGACAGUCCGCGUCGCCACGAAACCAGUCACGUCUGGCGCACAAAUUCAGUUUUCAAAAUGGCAGAAUGGGACCGACAAGGCCGAUUCGGCGAAGGCGGACCAGAUCCGCGCUGCGAUGAAAUACACCUUCUGGAGGUAUCGGGAGAAUGCGUGGGGAUACGAUGAUAUCAUGCCAGUAUCUGGUGGAAACCUGACGACUCGCAAUGGAUGGGGAGCCUUUAUCGUAGACUCUGCGACAACACUGGCGCUCAUGGGCUUGUGGGACGAAUUGGCGCUUUCUGUGGACCACAUCCUCAAGGUCGACUUUACCAUGGCAAAUGGCCCUGUGGACCCUUUUGAGACGACUAUUCGGUAUCUGGGAGGCUUGGUGUCGUUGGUGGAUCUUUCCGAUGCUGGUAUUAUCCCUCAAAACAUCAUCAAUCUGGAUGCCCGCGACGCAAUCCUUAAACAGGCCGUCUCGCUUGCGGCUGCUCUCGGUCCCGCAUAUGACACGCCAACCGGCAUGCCGUGGCCUCGCGUCAACUUCACAACGCACGAGGGCGGUCCGGAUCCCCCAGAAGUGUAUUUGGAGAGUCCAGACAAGCCACACUCCAAGAAUCCCGUCAUCGGGCCGGCACGGACGGGCUCCUCUAUCCUGGAAACUCGAACAUUGACUCGUUUGACCGGCGACCCUAUAUAUGCCGCGAACUCGACUAAGGCAUGGGCACCGCUUGUAUGGAGCAAGUGGAUCACGCCGUGGGAGGGAAUGGUCGAUGCUCCCAUCGACAUCUUACACACAGAGCCGAUAGGCCGGCAGCGCCAUUGGGACGGCGGGCAUGAUUCCUAUUAUGAGUAUUUGGUUAAAAUUACAUUGCUCGCUCCACCUUGGGAUCCAUACAUGAAUGACUACAAAAGACGAUUUAUCCACGCCGCUUACUCUCUCCGGAACUAUCUAGCCACUCGUUCCGCACCUUCGCCAUAUCAUAAAAUGCAACACCUUUUCAUCGGCCGUCAAGACGCCCAGUGGUAUCUCAACAAGCAAGGCCACCUUGCUUGCUUCGCCCCAGGGACUAUCCUCCUUGGUUCUAAGUUUUACGAUCAGAAACACCUUCGAACCUUUGCACUUGCCCUCCUUGAAGGAUGUCAUCAUACGUACACCUCUACCCCUUCCAAGAUCGGGCCAGAAGCAUGGUCAUGGGUACCAAAAUUUGGAUACGAUGACCCUGUCUAUACCCCUGAAACCACCCGACAGAAAAGUGAGUGGUCAACAUCCGGGUUCUGGUCAACGAACGCACAGUACCGAGGCCGACCAGAGUAUGUUGAAUCACUCUUCUACGCAUGGCGCAUCAUGGGCGAUCUCCGAUACCGCGAGUGGGCAUGGGAGGCUUGGCAAGCCAUGGAUACGUACUGCAAAGCUCCGUACGGCUAUGCCCAGUUAAAAGACGUUUAUAGACCCAGAGCCGAAGAAUGGCCCGGAGAUGGCACAGCUAGAUGGACUGAUAUGCAAGAGAGCUUUUGGGCUGCAGAAACACUGAAGUACCUAUACUUAACGUUCAGCGACGCCGAUGUUGCGAGCUUGGAUCGCUGGGUUUUUAGCACGGAGGGACAUGUGUUUAGGAUGAUCCGGUGAGGAGUUGGGAUGAUACGUUAAAGGGGUUUAUGCAUUGCACGGCCUGGCAGGCAUUUUGGAUGGUGCCGUCACGACAUGGAAGGGAGUACUGGUUGGUGUUAGGGCGCAUGAUACCCUGCUAUCCUUAUUCAUCCGAAAAUACUAGUUAUAGAGGGCUUUAUUUGAAGUAUGAUGGGAUUCUAGCGUACACUGCAUGACUCGAUUCAUCGAUCGAGGGCAAUUUUUCAUCCUAAGCACCCAUUUAUCUAUUCCUUCUUAGGUACUCAUGAAAGUAGUCCCUUUAAG